AUGGACUGCCUGCUGUGGGGUACCUGUGUCCUCUGCUUGCUGAACCUGUUGGGAGUUGCACUGGGUCACCUCCACCCAGAAUGUGACUUCAUCUCUCAGCUGAGAGAGGAUGAGCUUGCAUGUCUUCAGGUGGCAGAGGGGACCAACAACACCUCUCUGGGCUGCCCUGGGACCUGGGAUGGGCUGCUGUGCUGGCCCCCAACAGGCUCUGGCCAGUGGGUGGCCCUCCCUUGCCCUGACUUCUUUUCUCACUUUAGCUCAGAGCCAGGGGAUGUGAAGAGGGACUGUACCAUCACUGGCUGGUCUGAUCCCUUCCCACCAUACCCUGUGGCCUGCCCUGUGCCCUUGGAGCUGCUAACCGAGGAGAAAUCUUACUUCUCCACGGUGAAGAUCAUCUACACCACAGGCCACAGCAUCUCCAUUGUCGCCCUCUGCAUGGCUAUCACCGUCCUGGUUACCCUCAGGAGGCUCCACUGCCCUCGGAACUACAUCCACAUGCAGCUGUUUGCCACUUUCAUCCUCAAGGCCAGCGCUGUGUUCCUGAAGGAUGCCGCCCUCUUCCAGGGCGACAGCACCGACCACUGCGGCUUGUCCACUAUCCUGUGCAAGGUCUCUGUGGCCGUCUCCCACUUUGCCACCAUGACCAACUUCAGCUGGCUGCUGGCGGAAGCUGUCUAUCUGAGCUGCCUAUUGGCCUCCACAUCCCCCAGGUCCCAACCGGCUUUCUGGUGGCUGGUUCUUGCUGGCUGGGGGCUCCCUGUGCUAUGCACUGGUACAUGGGUGGGCUGCAAACUGGCUUUCGAGGACACGGAGUGCUGGGACCUAGACGACAGCUCCCCCUACUGGUGGAUCAUCAAAGGGCCCAUAGUCCUCUCUGUUGGGGUGAACUUUGGGCUGUUUCUCAAUAUAAUUUGCAUCCUGCUGAGGAAACUGGAGCCUGCACAGGGUGGCCUCCACACUCGGGCUCAGUACUGGCGGCUUUCCAAGUCAACACUUCUCCUUAUCCCGCUGUUUGGAAUUCAUUAUAUCAUCUUCAACUUCCUGCCUGACAGUGCUGGCCUUGGCAUCCGCCUACCCCUAGAGCUGGGACUGGGCUCCUUCCAGGGCUUCAUUGUUGCUGUCCUCUACUGCUUUCUCAACCAAGAGGUGAGGACAGAGAUCUCACGCAAAUGGUAUGGCCACGACCCUGAACUUCUGCCAGCACGUCGGACCUGCACUGAGUGGACCACGCCUCCCCGACCGAGAGUGAAGAAGGUGCCUGCAUGUCAACCUCUGACUUUCUCAGCUCCUGUCUGCCCCCAUCUCUUCUUUCCUCCCAUCUAG
Onychomys torridus (southern grasshopper mouse) is the source of this 1323-nucleotide messenger RNA. It is a transcript of the gene Ghrhr, whose product is annotated as growth hormone releasing hormone receptor. Lineage: Eukaryota; Metazoa; Chordata; Mammalia; Rodentia; Cricetidae. The record is from RefSeq and is a predicted model, not a curated record. Gene Ontology annotation, cellular component: plasma membrane. Gene Ontology annotation, biological process: adenylate cyclase-activating G protein-coupled receptor signaling pathway; positive regulation of cell population proliferation; cell surface receptor signaling pathway. Gene Ontology annotation, molecular function: G protein-coupled peptide receptor activity; growth factor binding; peptide hormone binding.